CAUGAUGGAGGCAGGUGCAGUUCUGCUGCUGCUGUUCGCCUUACAGGGGACAGCUUCGGCUCUCAGCUUUUAUGGAGACAGCAUAACUUUCAUGCCUCCACAGAAGAGGACGGAUGGGACAUUUAGGGUGACCUUCCAUCACAGACAGAAUGGCAGGAGCAGUUGUAAAGAUCAGUCGUCCUUCACAUGUGAGUCUGGGGUCUGCACGAGCUUUAAUGAGCUGAGUGUCCUGCAAACGGAACAGGACAACACGGGCCAGGGCAGGUGGUGCCAGUCUGAAGGACACACAACAGCAACCGUCUCAACUAAUGGAACCUCCUUUUCUCUGAGGGGCUCUGGCUGCUGCUGGGUGUCCAAUGUCAACGGGAAAACAAACUGGACAACUCGUGCAGAGCUGGACCUGGGAACUCGAUCUGACUCAUACGCCCUCGACAGCUGUCCUGUGACAACAACAGUGUCUUCUUUAAGGGUGCCUCAGAACUGUUUCUCGAGGAUUCGUCUUCUGGCUCAUGAUCCAGAUGGAGAUAAAGUGAGAUGCCGCUUCAGCUCCGAUGCUCUGGUUCCCUCUAACUUCACUCUGGACGAGACUGAGUGCGCACUGACGAGCACAGGUCAAGUCGAUGUUGGUGUCCAGGUGUUUGAGCUGAUGCUGGAGGACUUCUCCACCAAAAACAUCACUUUGACCUAUGCAGACGGAACGUCAGCGUUUCGGGAGGCCUCCGACAUGAACGCACCCCCUCUCUGCAAAGUAAAGCUCCAGUUCUCGGUGGAGAUCCUUCCUCCAAUACCAAGCUGUGAGAUUGGUCAUGUGCUGCCCAUGUUCCUGUCUAAGACGCCUUCACAUGGUGAAGUUCUUCAUGCCACUGUGGGUCAGACGUUCCAGCUCUAUGCCCAGGCACAGGCUCACCAUGCCAGCAUAAACGACUUCCAGGUCAGCGGCCCCCAGAACAUGAGCAAAGUGUUCAGAGACGACACGAAUGGAAAAGCUGAAGUGACCGUGAGCUGGACCCCGCAGCACAGCGAUCUGUACAGAUUUGUCCCGGUCUGCUUCACCGCAGAGACGAAAGCGACCCAAUCAGAGAUGAGGUGUGUUGUUGUCAUGGUGACUCAAGCAUCUGUCACUCAAGGCAAGGCCACUGUUGAAUGUUCACCCAACAAGAUGAAGGUGGCCCUGGACAAAGCCUCCAUGCCCGACAUCGAUGUGAACUACCUGAAGCUGAGCGACCCAUCGUGCUCUCUCACCUCCAACAACACUCACAUCAUGGGCAGCAUGUCGUUCAGCACCUGUGGCACAAAAGUUGAGGAUAAAGGCGACUUCAUCGCUUUCAAGAAUGAGAUCAACUCCUUCGAGCUGCCCAGCGAGAUUAUAACCCGGAGGAGGACAGUUAAGAUCGGUUUCUCUUGCCAGUUUCCCAAAACCAUCAGCAUCUCCAGUUUCUACAGUCUGCAUCAGUCUGACUACAUCUUCACUGAGUCCAGCUUUGGCAGCUUUGGCUACACCUUUGAGAUAUUCAACGAUGGCAAUUUUACAAGUAAGGUGGAGCCCAGCGCUUAUCCAGUGGAGGUCAAGCUGUUGCAGAAGAUCUUUAUGGGCAUUCAAGCUCAGUCAGAACUACCCAGCGUGAAUUUGUUUGUCGAAUCAUGCAAAGCCACUCCUGACAACAACCCUGAAAACUCCCUCUCCUACGACCUCAUCAAGAACGGGUGUCUAGAAGAUGAGACACUUAAAGUCCACCCAUCGAAUCAGUCUUCGUUCAACUUUGAGGUUCAAGCCUUCAAAUUUACCGGAAACUAUGACCAGGUGUACAUCACCUGCUCCGUCAUCCUGUGCGAGCCUGGCAGUCCCUUUUCCAGAUGUGCUCAGGGUUGUCUGAAGAAUCCAUCCCGCCGACGCAGGCGGGGGCUGAGCAGGGAGACAGUCAGCCACUACAUUACCCAGGGUCCUUUGCAGUUUGUUGGACAGGCUGUUCCCAGUGCAGAAGUGGAUGGUAACGAUGUGAUGAAAAAGAGUGACAAACCCUCCGCAGUGAGUCCUCCACCAGUUUCUUCAGACACCAAAUCAAGCGGAGGAGGCUGGGAUAUCAAGCACAUCCUCAACACCAACAUCAGCACUAUGGUCUUUGCCACUGCCUUCCUGGUAUCAGUGGUGCUGAUGGCUGUGGUUGUUCGUUACUUCAGCAAGAAGAGAAAAGAAGACGACCGCAAUGCUCUUAUAGUUUCAGCCUGGGAGACCUAAACCCAACUCAUCUCAGUUUUACACACCAUUUUCUUUGUUUAUUAAAGGAUGGGUUCAUAUAUAUAUAUAUAUAUAUAUAUAUUUAAAGUCUGUCUUACAAUACUCACAUGUUCAUUCAUUUAUCAUUUCACCUGUUCCCAUCGAUACAUCCCUUUCUAACAUGUUCUGAACAGAGGUGACAGGGGACAAAAGGUUUGUUCUGUGCAAAAAUACAAGGUGAAGUUUAUCUGGAGCUUCAUCAGUCUGAGUCAGAAAAAUCCAGUGAGUGUCUUCUACCACCUCUGUGGACAGUUUUCCAUGCUGCAGUUGAGGGAUAGUAAGACUGCAACUUUGGAGGAUACUCACUUGAUAUUUCUCUCAGACUGAAGAAGCUUCACAUUAGCUCCUCUGUUGAAAUCAUGUUUGGAAGGGAUUUUUUAAAUGGCCAGUAUGAACAGAUGGAAUCAUUUUAUGAAUCUCUUUGGAGCUUAAUAAAUGUCUUUCUGACGGGGCGUCCUAUGGUGGUGGAAGGGUGUUCUAAGAUACCUCAUGCACAGCGACAUUCCCUGAUUAGCAAGUCAUCACAGAUUAUUAUUUUUACUGUCUCAUAAAGAUAAUCUUAAAAAAACAGCAUGAAGCAGCACCUGUCAGCACUGAGGCUCAGACCUCACUGAACCAGUUCCAGACUAAUUAUAAAUAGAUGAACAUUUGUGCUACGGAGAAAACAAAAUUCCACUCUGUCUGGUUUUGCAGGAUUUUUGUUUUGCAAACAUAUUGCCAGAAAUUAUCUUCAGGUGUUGAAAUUUCGGCAAGUGGGUCAAAGAUUGUGCCUUUGACACAUAAAAGGGGGAGAAUGCGUUAUAAUAAUCACAUAAUAAACAUAAUGCUGUGUG
Toxotes jaculatrix (banded archerfish) is the source of this 3108-nucleotide messenger RNA. RefSeq lists its product as uncharacterized. The transcript has 13 exons. The coding region runs from base 2 to 2236 and encodes 744 amino acids. Lineage: Eukaryota; Metazoa; Chordata; Actinopteri; Toxotidae. The record is from RefSeq and is a predicted model, not a curated record.